AUGUUGCUUUUCAGAAGCUUAGUCAGAGUUUUUCUCUUUGCAACUGUUGCUUUGGCUUUUACGGUCCAAAAACCUAAGGUUGACAGAGGUUCUAUCAACCUCUCUAUUGGUGAUAUUACAAUUCAGUCUGGCUCUUUCUGGUCCAUUUUUGACAAUACUGUUUCCAUAUUUAAAGGUGAUCUUUGGGUGCAAAAAAAUGCUGGUUUUUUUAUCACAUCCACCAACAAGUUGAUCGGUUUGAAAGUUGAACUUGCAUCAGGAUUUGGAUCUAUUAGAAACGAUGGCUUGAUCGUCUUCAACUCCCUUGUCUCUAUAACUCCAUCAUUUUACAAACUUAUUGGCAAGAGUUUUCUUAAUUCUGGAGAAAUAUUUUUGGUGUCUAGUGGUUAUGGAGUACCAACAGCUGCACUUUUGGCUCCAAUUUGGAAAAAUACUGGUUCCUUGACUUUCUUUCAGAACAAAAGAAACAACGGGGUCGUCAGUCUUGGUGCACCAGGAUUAAAAAUUGAAAAUUGGGGUCAGAUUUGUUUGUUCAAUGAACUUUAUAAACAAACGACCCAUAUCUUUGGUGAUGGUUGUAUUACCGCAGAUCAAGACUCUAGUAUUUUCUUUUCAAACUGUUUAUUGGAUAUUGAUAGUAGACAAACCGUCUACUUAGCAGACUCGAGGUCCUCGGUAAGGGCUGUGGCUCUCGCUAAGCCAAAGACUUUCAAAGUGGCUGGUUUUGGAAAUGGAAACAAAAUUGGAUUGGAUUUACCACUUAUCAGCCCAUUCCUGAAAUCAGUAAUCUACAAUGCUAAAACGGGAAUCUUAUCGCUUAGAGUUAAGGGCUUUUGGGGGCAAGACUUCAAUAUUGGUUUAGGUUACAACUCGAACAAAUUUAAGAUUACAACUGACAAUAGUCUCGGGUUGUUGAGUGUUCCAUGGGGAGCUGUCUAUUAUGACGGUCCAGUACCUAAUAAGCAGAUUCCAAGCAACUGUCAACCAUGCAAGCCCUAUCCAUCACCUCCUACAACUACUACAACGAAGACAAACGCUCAAACUACCAAAACAUCUACUUGGACUGGUACUUUCACCACCACCGUCACCGAAACUGAUACCCCAGGUGGUACCGACACUGUCAUCGUUGAAGUUCCUUCUACUCCAAACUCUCAGACUACUCUUACCUCAACUUGGACCGGUACUUUCACCACCACCGUCACCGAAACUGAUACCCCAGGUGGUACC
Molecule: messenger RNA, 1227 nt
Organism: Scheffersomyces stipitis CBS 6054
Lineage: Eukaryota; Fungi; Ascomycota; Pichiomycetes; Serinales; Debaryomycetaceae
Gene: HYR6.2
Product: hyphally regulated cell wall protein
Exons: 1
Biological process (GO): cell adhesion
Source: RefSeq, a predicted model, not a curated record